AUGGCAGAUCUUCAGCAAGCAAUCCUUCAAAUGGCGGAGCUCCUGCAGAAGCUAGCGCAGCCGACACCAGCACCUAGCAACCCGGAGCAAACAAUCGAAGCCUUAGCAACGAACAUUAGUGAAUUUUCAUUCGACCCGGAAAACGGAAUAACCUUCGAGAAGUGGUACAGCCGUUACGAGGACCUUUUCGAUUCCGACGCCAGGAACUUGGACGAUGCCGCCAAGGUCCGACUGCUGCUGCGAAAGUUGGAUACACCGGCACAUACCCGGUACGUCAACUUUAUCCUGCCAAAGCUGUCAAAAGACUUGAAUUUUGCCGACACUAUCAAAACCCUCAAGAAAAUUUUCGAAGCGCAAAUGUCCAUAUUCAGCAAACGGUACCAGUGUCUGCAGCUAGUAAAAACGGAAGCAGAGGACAUAAUCAAUUACGCUGGCAAAGUCAACCGUGCUUGUGAGGAUUUUGACUUCAAAAACAUGAAAAUUGAUCAAUUCAAAUGCCUGAUGUUUGUCUGUGGUCUCAAAGGUCAUGACUACGCGGACAUUAGAGCAAGACUACUCUCCAGAAUCGAAAACGAAGUAGCAGGGACACCCGUCACUCUUCAAACCCUGAUCGACGACUAUCAACGGCUCGUCAAUCUUCAAGCGGACACUUCCAUGAUCGAGCGUCCAUCAUUCUCGAAAUCAACGGUGCACGCACUUCAAGAAAAGAAUGACAGAGGAAUCCAUCGUCAGAAACAGCCAUCGAAGCCGGAAAGUAAAACUCCCCGCACCCCUUGUUGGCAAUGUGGACAAAUGCACUAUAGGGUUAUUGCAGCUGCUUUUCCAAGCAAAAUCAGUGAAACCGGAAGAGGAGAAAAGUCAUCAUUCAAAUCCAGCAAAUCCACCAGAAAAGCAAAAUCCCGAGGCGUAUAUGUUGUGAACCACAUCGCUCAACAUUCAAACAAGCGAAAGUACGUGCCCACAUUCAUUAAUGGCGUAGCAACCAAGCUACAAUUGGAUACAGCGAGCGACAUCACGGUGAUCUCGAAACAAACGUGGAACUACUUGGGAAGACCUGCAAUCAAGAAACCAACUAUUCAAGCCAUGAACGCAUCAGGCAAGCCGCUCAAGCUCAUGGGCGAAUUCCAGUGCGAAAUAUGCAUCAACGACAGAAGCACCCAAGGACGCUGUUUUGUAACAUCUACUGCCAACCUCAACCUCAUGGGCAUCGACUGGAUAGAAUUGUUCGGACUAUGGUCAAUUCCCAUCGACUCGGUCUGCAAUCAAAUCAAGAUGAAGUCGCUCGAUCAGCAAGUUCGUGAGUUCCGAGCAAAGCACUCAGAAGUAUUCAGUAAAUCUCUAGGACAUUGUAAGAAGUUGAAGGUAAAACUCUAUCUGAAAUCAAAUUCCAAACCAGUAUUCUGUCCAAAACGACCGGUUCCAUUCAACACUGUACCAUUGGUUGAUGCCGAACUCACACGGCUACAAUCAUUGGGCAUCAUUCAGCCGGUCGAUUUCUCUGAAUGGGCUGCUCCUAUCGUGGCGGUACGCAAACACGGCCGAGUCCGCAUCUGCGCGGACUACUCGACUGGACUCAAUGAAGCGCUGAAGCAUCAUUAUCCGCUUCCAACUCCGGAGGAAAUUUUCGCUCAACUCAACGGCAGCACCAUCUUCAGUAUCGUCGACCUUUCAGACGCUUACCUGCAACUCGAGGUAGAUGAUGAUUCCAAGAAGUUACUCACGAUUAACACCCAUCGUGGCUUGUUCCAGUUCAAUCGCCUAGCACCAGGGGUAAAAUCAGCGCCAGGAGCUUUCCAACGUCUGGUAGAUGCAAUGAUUGCCAACAUACCAGGAGUCCGUUCAUUUAUCGACGAUGUUAUCGUAUUCUCAAAGGACAUGGAGUCACAUUUGGCAUCACUCAACCAACUGUUCCAGCGGUUAAAGAAGUAUGGGUUCCAUGUCAAAGCUGAGAAAUGUAGUUUUUUUCAAUCACAACUCGGCUACUUGGGACACAUCGUGGACAAGCAAGGCAUCCAUCCUGAUCCCGAAAAGGUAAAAACAAUCACUACAAUUCCACCACCAACCAACAUCUCCGAGCUCCGGUCGUACCUGGGUGCAGUCAACUUUUAUGGAAGAUUCGUGCGCAACUUACAAGCAUUGCGCCAUCCGAUGGACCAGCUCUUGAAGAAAGAAACAAAAUGGCGGUGGACCCCAGAAUGCCAGAGGGCUUUUGACCAGUUCAAGACAAUUCUCCAAUCAAAUUUACUUCUGACGCAUUACGAUCCCAAACUACCGAUUAUUGUGGCAGCAGACGCAUCCAGCAGUGGAAUUGGUGCAGUCAUAUUCCACCAAUUCCCUGAUGGUGCCAUGAAGGCCAUACAGCACGCAUCCAGAACACUUGCUCCAGCAGAAUGA
This is a messenger RNA of Armigeres subalbatus, 2394 nucleotides long. RefSeq lists its product as uncharacterized. The record is from RefSeq and is a predicted model, not a curated record. Lineage: Eukaryota; Metazoa; Arthropoda; Insecta; Diptera; Culicidae.